GCAGGGAUUGUUAGUGGUUGGACUGGUUUUUGUUGUCAUUUGCCCAAACACACACAGCCUCGCCCUGUUUGCCCGCAGCCUCUCAUCCCAGGUGCAGACGAGACAGUAGAGGGGGCGGGGCAGUGGGACAGGGGGCGGAGACACAGGCAUGAGCUGCAGAAAAGCGACUAGAACAUCUGAGGCACUGACAUGCUGUUCUGAAGGCAACACUAAAGGACUGAUUCCUGAGCUGCUCUUCUGCAUUCAGGCCAAACCAGUUUUAGGUGUGUCUCCAUGUUGUAGUGGUGGAGGUGGUUGCCAUGGACAGCGUGUUGGAGGGAGCCACAGUGUUAAGCAUCUGUAAACUGGUUUGUUCUCUGCCAUUCCUGCGCUCUGUGGUUACCUCGUCAACCAGCCCCAUCAGCUUCUGCUGCUACUGUCUCCUGGUUUUCACUGACGUAAUCCUAACAGUUUUCUUUAGUUGCUUGCUGAUUUUGGAGCGUUGGCAGAUCGUGGCGUCUUUUACUGGUGACUCCAUCACCUUGGGCUGCCUGCUCUUCAUCUGUCACACUUAUGGUGCAGUCUUCGUCCUGACUUUCCCUGAGAUUAUCGUGGACACUUUAAUCCGACAUCUUCAUCAACAAGAUACAAACAAACAACAAAAUUGCAAGCAAAACAAUGCUGCUGAAAGUUCAGACAAAAAUGAUAAAAGGUCAAUUUUGCAGUACCACAUUGCUGCAUACUUCUGUUGCUUGUCAAUUUGGAUAUUCGGGACUCUUAACAUCAGGUUCAAACAGAAUUUGGAGGAAAUCUGGACGGCAGCGUGUUUGUACUCCACCAAAUCUCUGUUAACAUGUUUACCUAACAUCGUCAGUCCAAUGAUGAGGGUCCUGCCCCCUUGCUGGGCUAUGGCACUGUUGUUUUUUGCCAUAGCUGUUGCUAUAUGCACUUUCCUACAAUGCAAAACACCUAAAGAAACAGCUACUCCAGAUGCUGACACCAGCGAGACACAAAACACCUGCACAAUCCAGAUGUGUGGCAAAAGUGAUGUUGGACUCUCUCCUGAAUACACAGUAAAAAACACUGAACAUAAAGACCAUAAUAGUACAGAGAAAGUAAUCCGAUUGACAUUACCAGAAGAAACAAAAGCUCAAAGUGGAAGUAGCCUGGGGACAGAGGUAAUGAUAGGGGUUGUGUGCAUACUCGCCAUGUUCGUGCUUCCCCUUCAUCUAACAGUAAACAUUCAUCUUAUCAGUGUGAUGGAGAAAACAGCAGAGAGAAGUAUGAAGUAUAUAACAAUGUACAAUUACAUGGACACGACUUAAAGGAACUGCGUGUAGAUUUACAGUCCUACAAUCACAACUGAACCUGAGUUGCCAGUGCCUUAACAUUCAUGUAGUUACAGCUACAGGAGGCAGCCGAAAUAUGUAAGAAUGACAAAAAGAAUGUCUACAAGCUCUGAUUAAUGACUUUUUUAUUUAGGCAGUGAGGAUUCAGAUCUGAGAAAGUCCUUUCAGCCAACUGGAUUUCAGCAACGUAAUGACAGACUCAUGUGAGGCUCAUUCUGCUUUUUGAUUGGAUUAUCAUCUUUAGAACCAAAACACCAGAUUAUUACAUAAACAACUUGGCCAUCAUGUCCAAUAUUUUUUUUAUUCAAGAAGAAAUCAUUAUUCAGUAAUUAAUAUUUUUCUUACAUCGCCUCUAGGAGUUGUGGGCUGGGAACUGGAGCCUCUAUCUCAGUAACAUCUUUGGCCUUUGGCUGGGCACACCCAAACUGUGGUCAGUUUAACCCCAGGGUGGGCCAUCAUCUGCACAGUCUAUCACUCAGAGUUUCACGAAGAUGGGAAGCUGUCACAGGGUCCUUCACAAAGAAAAAUAAUAAUACAGCAAUACCACGUGAUAACAGCACAAGCUCUUAAUAAAACACACUUUAAUAGUCAAAACAGCAACCGCUAUCAAAACAUGUCAGAUUUUACACAUCGACUAUCUGUUUUCUAUACAUUUAGUCACAAAUAUUCACACAUUAAAACACUGGAUACACAAGAGAUUUCCCAAGUACAGAAAAGUGGAGGUGGUGCUCUGCCACAGACCCACACAGAAAACUGUGUAAAACGACUACUAGAAACUGAUAAUGCAAUUAAGUCAUUUAAGGUAUGAAUGAAGCAUAAAUCCUAAUGACGGUGCAUUCGAAAUAAUACAUUUGACAUUUACAUUCACGGGUUUCAGACUGAGGACAAACUGAGAUCUCAUGUACAGGCCUAAUAGUGAGUCCAUGUCAGGAGUUGAGCCUGUUCAUGCUAGUUGGAUACCAACUAGCAUGAACAGGAGCAAAUAGUAAUGUGUGGAAACAUCUGAAAGCGCUGAGCAGGCAGGUCGUGGCGUGCUCCUUAACAAAACUCACAGUGCAAUAGUCGUUUUGCAUUUGUAAGAGCCACAAUGGAUCCCUCCACUGAGCAAACAGCAUUGUGAAAGAAUGAUUAUCAUGAAUAGAGUCAUUUUAUGAAGAAACACUUUGAACUUGUUACUUCUUCUUUAGUGACUUUAUAUAUCGGAAAUGAUCUUUCACAGUUUUUUGUAAAUUUUAUUUCACUUCCAGUUUUUGGUGAAACAGAGAUUUUCAUGUGGUCAAACCUGUGGCUUAAUCAAUCAUCAAGGGUUGGGCAGUUUUAAUGCAGUGUUGUCUGUCUGAUGGGUUGGUCAUGUUACAAAUGUGUUUUCCUGUUUUAUUUGUCGUCAAUUAAAUGGUUAUCCAGUUGUAUGACAUCUAUUUAAUCUCCCACAUAAAAAAAAAUAAAAAAACUGCCACUUCUCUGGUAUUAAUGUGUGCAAAUGG
Molecule: messenger RNA, 2812 nt
Organism: Periophthalmus magnuspinnatus
Lineage: Eukaryota; Metazoa; Chordata; Actinopteri; Gobiiformes; Gobiidae
Exons: 3
Coding region: 300-1304 (334 amino acids)
Source: RefSeq, a predicted model, not a curated record